AUGGACGGCGAGACGAAGAAGUUGUGCUCGGACGUCUUGGAUGAGUUCUUCAAGAUGGAAGCCUCGGAGCCCUUCCGGGAGCGCGUGAACUGGGAAGAGUGGGGUCUCUACGACUACCUCCAGGUCGUCAAGACGCCCAUGGACAUGGGCGCGGUCCGCAUUAAGCUGAACAAGGGCGAGUACAAGAAGCCGGAAGAGUUUGCCAAGGACAUGCGCCUUAUCUGGGACAACUGCAAGUUGUACAACCAGGAUGGCUCGGAGCUCUAUGCCAUCGCGCACAGCCUCGCCAAGCAGUUCGACGACAAGAUGAAGCAGCUCAAGCUCGACGAUGGCCCGCCGUCCAAGUCGUCGUCGUCGUCGUCCCAAGACAUUUACAAGAUCUCUAGCAAGGACCUCGGGACGAUCGUCGAGAUGCUUGAAGAGCGCUGCCCGAAGGCGCUCGACAAGCAAACGCCGGACGAGCUCGACGUCAACAUUGAUGCGAUUGACGCCAAGACGUUCAAGGAAAUCGAGGUGUUUGUCAAGGAGUGCAUUCCCGGCGGGAGCGCGCCCCGAACACUGAAGAAGGGCAAGCGGAAGAGUAAGGACAAGGACGAGAAGACGCCGUCGAAGCGCCAGAAAGAGUAG
Molecule: messenger RNA, 627 nt
Organism: Saprolegnia parasitica CBS 223.65
Lineage: Eukaryota; Oomycota; Saprolegniomycetes; Saprolegniales; Saprolegniaceae
Exons: 5
Coding region: 1-627 (208 amino acids)
Biological process (GO): regulation of DNA-templated transcription; chromatin remodeling
Cellular component (GO): chromatin; nucleus
Source: RefSeq, a predicted model, not a curated record